Molecule: messenger RNA, 898 nt
Organism: Glycine soja
Lineage: Eukaryota; Viridiplantae; Streptophyta; Magnoliopsida; Fabales; Fabaceae
Product: extensin-like
Exons: 2
Coding region: 48-599 (183 amino acids)
Source: RefSeq, a predicted model, not a curated record
CCAUUCCCAACAGCAUAACCAAAAUCCCUUUUGAAGUUUGAGAGAAAAUGGGGUCUCUAAUGGCCUAUGCUACACUUACUCUUGUAUUGGCAAUAAUAGUCUCUCUAAGCUUGCCAUCUCAAACCUCAGCUGAUGACAAGUACGACUAUUCAUCUCCUCCACCACCAGAGAAACCCUACAAAUAUAAAUCACCACCACCACCAGUUUACAAGUACAAAUCCCCACCACCACCACCACCUGAGAAGCCCUACAAAUACCCAUCACCACCACCACCACCAGUUUACAAAUACAAGUCACCACCACCACCCUACAAGUACCCUUCUCCUCCACCACCACCUAAAAAGCCCUACAAAUACCCAUCUCCUCCACCUCCAAUUUACAAGUACAAAUCACCACCCCCACCAUACAAGUACCCAUCUCCUCCACCACCACCUUACAAGUACCCAUCUCCACCACCCCCAGUGUACAAGUACAAGUCUCCUCCUCCACCAGAUUACAAGUACAAGUCACCUCCCCCUCCAUACAAGUACCCUUCACCUCCACCAACACCUAAGAAACCAUACAAGUAUUCAUCUCCACCUCCCCCAUACCACUACUAAAUAGUGAUUUAGUAUAUCAUCCCAUGGAUCUGAUGAAGAACGUGUGCAAAUAAAGGAGAUUGAUAUGGACGGAAGAAACACUGAAGCACCAUAUAUAUACAUAUAUAUCAGUUAAUUUGGUUUCACUUUUUUAUAUAUUUUAUAAAGUUUUAAGGCACUGUUCAGAUCUGAUCCAUAUGUACUCUUUGUCCUCUGCAUGCAUUAUGGUUUUCGUACUGCUGGGCAUGCAUGGGUUUGUUAUGCCAAGUUAUAUAUAUUAUAUAAUACAUAAUGAAUAAAUACCCUGAAUUUAUCACUUU